Striga asiatica is the source of this 1429-nucleotide messenger RNA. The record is from the annotation of a GenBank genome assembly. NCBI's taxonomy places the organism in Eukaryota, Viridiplantae, Streptophyta, Magnoliopsida, Lamiales, Orobanchaceae.
CUCGAGAGCAACAUCAAACAUAAUUUAGCCUUUGAUUUUUAUUUUUGUUUAAGGUUGGGAAGCCUUUUCUCUGUCUUUACGUUACCUUCUGAGCGUGACUGUGUGUGGUCACAGUCACUGUAUACUAAUUCAAUUCCCCUUUUCCUUCUAAUUUAUGUAUAUGCCAUACGAGAAAUGGGAUAUUCCGCUCGCUUUCCAGUUUUCGGGAUCCACAAAGAUUGAGUUUUUAUGUAUUCUUCGUUCACACUCAACUUAGAUAAGGCAAAGGCAGCAACUUCUCCUGCGUUGUUCUUACCCAACAAUUGGGGGUUCUUCAUCAUCAUCUCUCUGACAUGGAUACUGCAUCUGGUCAAGGCUUGUACCCCCUGCACCGUUGCAAAACUAUUCACUUGGUGAGACAUGCUCAGGGAUUUCACAAUGUAGCUGGAGAGAAGGAUCACAGUGCAUACUUGUCUCCAGAAUAUUUCGAUGCACAACUUACUCCUCUUGGCUGGCAGCAAGUGGGUAAUCUGCGCAAACAUGUUCAUUCAUUGGGUCUUUCUAAGAGGAUUGAAUUAGUUGUUGUUUCCCCUUUAUUAAGGACUAUGCAAACAGCUAUUGGGGUAUUUGGCGGAGAAGCUUAUGUGGAUGGAAUUGAUGCACCUCUAUUAAUGACAGAAAAUGCUGGGGACUGCAACAGUCAUGCGAUUUCCAGUUUAAACUCCCCACCGUUUAUAGCAGUGGAACUUUGUCGAGAACGUUUGAUAGAAACCGAUGCUGAUACUCUCUGGAAAAGUGAUGUCAGGGAGGCAGAUAAAGACCUUGCUCAGAGGGGCCUGAGAUUUUUGAAUUGGUUGUGGACACGUGAGGAGACUGAGAUAGCAGUUGUUACUCACAGUGCAUUCUUAAUUCAUACCCUUGCUGCAUUUGGAGAUGAUUGUCAUCCAUUUGUGAAAAGUGAAAUUUGCAGACACUUCAACAAUUGCGAACUUCGAUCAGUGGUCAUAGUUGAUAGAAGUUUGAUGUCUUCAAAUUCUUCGAAAACUGAUUAUCCAGGAAAGACUCCUCGUGGGGCCGAUGCUCCUAGUGACUCUGCGAAACAUUAAUGAUUUCAUCGUUGCUUAUAUGAUCAAUUCUGGGUUCUGGAGGAAGAUUAAUAAAAAAUCCCCAGAACUUGGUGAAAUGAUUUGGUAAGGUAGUUUCAGUCCUCUUUCAAUCAGGCUAAAGUAUGUCUUGGUGAAGCUGGUUAGGCUACAAAAAGUUGUGCAAGAUACUUACCGUUUUAGCAGAAAAUAAUUUUUGUUUCUCGUAUCAGGACAAAUUUGGUGCAGGGUGUUGUGCUCCUUUGUUUUUUGUUUUCAGAGAUUUUUAAGUUGUACUUUGAGAGAUUUAAGUACGUGCCCCUUGACAUUUAUCUACUAGCAACCUAACUUUUGAAGCAUAAAGGCAA